This is a messenger RNA of Acanthosepion pharaonis, 810 nucleotides long. NCBI's taxonomy places the organism in Eukaryota, Metazoa, Mollusca, Cephalopoda, Sepiida, Sepiidae. The record is from the annotation of a GenBank genome assembly.
AUGUAUCCCUUGUCUAUAUCUCUUUCUUAUGUUCCUUUUCCCUUCUCUUAUGUGACCCUUCUCUACCGCUCUUUCUCUCUCUUGUGUAUCCCUCCUCUAUAUUUCUUUCUCUUAUGUGUCCCUUCUCUAUCUCUCUCUCUCUCAUGUGUCCCUUCUCUAUAUCUCUCUUCCUUUCUCUAUAUUUCUUUCACUUAUGGGUCCCUUCUCUAUCUCUCUCCCUUAUUAGUCCCUUCUCUAUCUCUCUCUCUCUCUCUUAUGUGUCCCUUCUCUACCACUCUUUCUCUCUCUUGUGUAUCCCUCCUCUAUAUCUCUUUCUCUUAUGUGUCCUCUCUAUCUCUCUCUCUCUCAUGUGUCCCUUCUCCAUAUCUCUCUCUUAUGUGUCCCUUCUUUAUAUCUCUCUGUCUCUCUUAUGUGUGCCUUCUAUAUAACUCUCUUCCUUAUGAGUCCUUUCUCUAUAUCUCUUUCACUUAUGGGUCCCUUCUCUAUCUCUCUCUCUUAUGUGUCCUCUCUCUAACGCUCUCCCUUAUGAGUCCCUUCUUUAUAUCUCUCUCUCAUGUGUCCCUUCUCUAUAUCUCUCUCUCAUGUGUCCCUUCUCUAUACAUCUCUCUCUCUUGUGUGUCCCUUCUCUAUAUCUCUUUCUCUUGUGUCCCUUCUCUAUAUAUCUCUCUCUUAUGUGUCCUUUCUCUUUAUCUCUCUCUCUCAUGUGUCCCUUCUCUAUCUUUCUCAAUCUCUCUCUCUUAUGUGUUCCUUGCCUAUCUUUCUCUGUUGAGGCAGGAAUACAAAAGACUGAUUUGUCGGUCACCAGUGUAG